CAUUCCUCAACUUGAGCCACCACCCAGCCCCGAACAACCACAAGAAGAGCCACAACCCGAUCCCCAACCCCCUCAAUACACCCCCUUUGAACAACAAAUGCUGGCCGGUAUACAACAACUCAAUCUUAACCAAACGGCAAUGAACACACGCAUUGAAGAUCUCUACAGUGCGUACCAAAGGGUGGAAGACGAUCAAAGACGGGCCUUCGGGCCUAUGUAUGCAUAUUUUGACCAGCAAGGGUAUUUUUCCCACAUGCCCACUCCAGUCCAACAUGCUACAUGGUAUGACCCCUCACAUUGGGGUAAUUUCGGAGGAUCUAGCUCCGGAGGAGGUGGACAAGCUGGCGGUGAUGGUGUUGACAGGGAUUUCGGAGGUGGUGAUGGCGGAUAUGGCGGCAGCUCAGACACAAACGAUGAGGAAUACCCAUAUACAGGCGAUUUUCAUGACAGCUACUAUGGUCAGGGUGGAUUCUUUGAUGGAGGAGAUGCGGGCGGGCACUAGGGGCAGUGCCAUUAACUAGCUGGGGGGGAGAAUUAUUCUGGAUCCUAAGGGUACACAUAAGGAGCAAAAGAAAAGAAACCCAAUGAUGGUGAAGACCCUUUUAUUCAUGUGUUUUGAUCAUUGAAACAUUCUUUUAUGUUGAUUUUCAAAAACACUUGUGAAUGGUUGUAAUUGCUACAAUUGUUGGUUUGGAAACUUCAUGGACAUGAUUUGUUUUACUCGAGACGAGUAAAAGUUCAAGUGUGGG
Cuscuta europaea is the source of this 749-nucleotide messenger RNA. The record is from the annotation of a GenBank genome assembly. NCBI's taxonomy places the organism in Eukaryota, Viridiplantae, Streptophyta, Magnoliopsida, Solanales, Convolvulaceae.